AUUUAAGGAGUUGGAAAAAAAAAAAAAGAACGAGUGGUGUUGCUCUGUUCACCUUCCUCUUCAUCUUCCCCUGUCUCCUUCUCUCUCUAUUAUAUAUACAAUACCAAAACUCUUCUCUCCCUAAAUCUCUUACCCUUCCACCUCUCUUUUUCUCUCUGCAUUAUCUCUUCCAACUCGCUUCUCAGAAUGGGAACUACCAAUGGAACUGAUUAUGGUGCUUACACAUACAAGGAGCUUGAGAGAGAGCUUUAUUGGCCAUCUGAGAAGCUCAAGAUAUCAAUUACUGGCGCUGGAGGUUUCAUUGCAUCUCACAUUGCUCGUCGUUUGAAGCACGAAGGGCAUUACGUUAUUGCUUCUGACUGGAAGAAGAAUGAGCAUAUGACUGAAGAUAUGUUCUGUGAUGAGUUCCACCUUGUUGAUCUCAGGGUUAUGGAGAAUUGUCUCAAGGUUACUCAAGGAGUUGAUCAUGUCUUUAACUUGGCUGCUGAUAUGGGUGGUAUGGGUUUUAUCCAGUCCAACCACUCCGUCAUCAUGUAUAACAACACUAUGAUCAGUUUCAACAUGAUUGAGGCUGCUAGGAUCAAUGGGAUUAAGAGGUUCUUCUAUGCUUCUAGUGCGUGUAUCUAUCCAGAGUUCAAGCAGCUGGAAACUACUAAUGUGAGCCUGAAGGAGUCAGAUGCUUGGCCUGCAGAGCCUCAAGAUGCUUAUGGUUUGGAGAAACUUGCAACCGAGGAGUUGUGCAAGCAUUACAACAAAGAUUUUGGGAUUGAGUGCCGCAUUGGAAGGUUUCAUAACAUUUAUGGUCCUUUUGGAACAUGGAAAGGCGGAAGGGAGAAGGCUCCUGCUGCUUUCUGCAGAAAGGCUCUCACCUCCACUGAUAGGUUCGAGAUGUGGGGAGAUGGGCUUCAAACCCGCUCAUUUACCUUCAUCGAUGAGUGCGUUGAAGGUGUACUCAGGUUGACAAAAUCAGAUUUCCGUGAGCCAGUGAACAUCGGAAGCGAUGAGAUGGUCAGCAUGAAUGAGAUGGCUGAGAUGGUUCUCAGUUUUGAGGAGAAGAAGCUUCCAAUUCACCACAUUCCGGGCCCAGAAGGUGUCCGUGGCCGUAACUCAGACAACAAUCUCAUCAAAGAAAAGCUUGGUUGGGCUCCAAAUAUGAGAUUGAAGGAGGGGCUUAGAAUAACCUACUUCUGGAUAAAGGAACAGAUCGAGAAAGAGAAAGCAAGAGGAAGUGAUGUUACGCUUUACGGGUCAUCAAAGGUGGUUGGAACUCAAGCACCGGUUCAGUUGGGCUCACUCCGUGCGGCUGAUGGAAAAGAGUGAAAGGAUGGAUUUACCACAGUAUAAGUGGCACAGUAUAAGUGGCCUUUUAAGUUCAGCAAAAUGUUUAGAUAUACGCUUUAGGUAGCUUCCUACUGAAAAAAAGCAAUUAUAAUAAGUGUUUUGGAUUUGGGUUUUCUCUCCUGCUCAUCUCUCAUUAUUUCUGCCGUAAACCCCUCAUUCUUGUUUAUUUUUAGUUGAAAAAGUUUCCAUCGUUAAGUCCA
This is a messenger RNA of Camelina sativa (false flax), 1541 nucleotides long. Its product is annotated as GDP-mannose 3,5-epimerase. The record is from RefSeq and is a predicted model, not a curated record. NCBI's taxonomy places the organism in Eukaryota, Viridiplantae, Streptophyta, Magnoliopsida, Brassicales, Brassicaceae. Gene Ontology annotation, molecular function: GDP-mannose 3,5-epimerase activity; NAD binding.